Exaiptasia diaphana is the source of this 1637-nucleotide messenger RNA. RefSeq lists its product as uncharacterized. The transcript is spliced from 2 exons. The record is from RefSeq and is a predicted model, not a curated record. Bases 150 to 1637 code for a protein of 495 amino acids. Lineage: Eukaryota; Metazoa; Cnidaria; Anthozoa; Actiniaria; Aiptasiidae.
UAAGAAUUAAAAGAGGAAUAUUUCAAGGAGACUCUCUCUCACCUCUAUUAUUUUGUGUGGCACUUAUCCCAUUAACAUCUGAACUUAACUCAACAGGUUUUGGCUACACCAUAACCAAAGCUAGCCAAAAUGUAAGCCACUUAUUGUACAUGGAUGAUCUAAAGGUGUUUGCAAAAACAGAACAACAACUGGAUGGUGCACUACAUGUAGUUAAGGAAUUUAGCGAUGACAUCCAAAUGCAGUUUGGGUUGAGUAAGUGUGCCAAAGUGACUUUAAGGGGAGGGCGUGUAGUUAAGAGAGAAAACAUAACCAUUGAUGUCAACACUGCAAUAAAGAACCUUAACCAAGAACACACCUAUAAAUACCUUGGAGUUGAGGAGAACGCAGGAAUUCAACAUAGCAAAAUGAAAGAAAAGAUCAGGAAAGAAUACUACAGAAGGGUUAAAAUGGUACUGAAAAGUGAGCUUCACGCAAAGAACAAGAUUGAAUCAAUCAAUUCUAUUGCGGUGCCUGUAGUACAGUAUAGUUUCGGAAUCAUUGACUGGAAAGUAGAUGAGAUUGUUAAGCUUGACAGAAAGACCAGAAAGCUUCUAACCAUGCACAGAAUGUUCCAUCCAAGAUCUGAUGUAGACAGGCUAUAUAUACAAAGAAAAUAUGGCGGGAGAGGACUUACUCAAUUAGAAGCAUCUUUUAAAACAGCAAUGGUCGGCUUAGAUUGUUAUAUCACGCUAAAGCAAGAGACAAAGCUAAAACUGGUUAAACAUCAUGACAGCUGUAAAUCAAAGUACUCCAUCUCAAAAACUGCAGCGAAGGUGAAGCAAGAAUAUGAUCUGGUUGAUGAAGAAUUUAAARAAGACAAAACACCAUCUGAAAAUGCCAAGGCCCUGAAGAUGAAGUUAAGAGAAAAGAUCUUUGAAAGUCGGAAAGAGCGCUGGGAAGCAAAACCUUUACAUGGCCAGUACUGUAUAAAUGUGAAUARACCCUAUGUUGAUAAAGCAGCUACCAACGCAUGGCUGACAUCAGGUGAUUUGAAAGGUGAGACAGAAGGUUUCAUUGCUGCUGCUCAAGACCAGUCGUUAUUGACACGGAAUUACCAACAUUAUGUCCUCAAGGAUAAUACUACUGAUGGUCUCUGCAGACUCUGUCACAGCAAAACAGAAUCAAUCGACCAUCUUCUCACAGGCUGUGAGAUCCUUGCUCCUACACAGUAUCUAAAGAGACACAACARUGCCGCCUCAUACUUGCAUUGGAUACUCUGUAAGGAUAACGGCAUCGAGGUGACCGAUAAUUGGUACGAACACGAUCCGCCAAAAAUUGUAAGGAAAGACCACAUCACCAUCAUGUGGGACUGCCAAAUCAUCACAGACAGAACAAUUAAAGCAAACAGACCGGAUAUAGUGGUCAAAGACAUUGACAACAAAACAUGCCAACUCAUUGAUGUGUCAACUCCAUCUGACAGAAACAUCUGCCUCAAACACCACGAAAAAAUGAGCAAGUACAAAGAUCUGGAAAUAGAGAUAAGCCGUAUGUGGAGCGUAAACACCCAAGUUAUACCAGUCAUCAUAGGGGCUCUAGGAACGACUAAAAACGGGACAACUGAAAAUCUNAAAUUAGUGCGCGAGGAUUACGACUUCUGA